GCUCUCUUCUUCUCUAGCGAAGCGAAGCCUAUCUAUCUUGUAGAGAGAGAGAGAGAGAGAGAGAGAGAGGUUUUGAGAGUGAUGGCGAAGACAAAGAGGAAAGAGCUGUUAUCAUCGGCGCCAUGGAGAGGAGGAGGAGAAGAGAGCAGCGAUGGAGACAAGUUCAAAGACGCGAAGAUUAAGGUCACCAGCAACCCUGGGUCCACCCCCACCAUGCAUGUUCCUUCCAAGAAGAAGUUCUCCUCCGCCGAUGACGAUUCUCUCUCCGAGAUCGACGCCGAACUCCGCUACAGCUUUCAGCGUAACUUCCAGUUUCUUCAAAGGGUAUUCAGCAUCGACACCAUUGUGAAACCUCUUCCUCCUGUGAUGGCAUACAAUGUGUCCCGCAACUUGAGCUUCUUCACACGUAUUUUCACACAGUUCUUUGAUCCUGAAGGCAUCUCUAAUGCACAGAAAUCUCUUGGAUUAGGACAAGAAGAGAAAGUCCGCCGUGUCCGUUGAACAAAUUCUCAACUUUUGCUUACAACUGUUGUUUACUUUUGUACUAAAAAAAUUGUAGUUUGUCUUUCUAUUAAGGAAGAACUGCUAUACAUAUUGGAUUGCAUCUUGAGUGCAAAUGCAAUAACUUGGGACAUUCCAUGA
Messenger RNA from Camellia sinensis, 642 nucleotides. RefSeq names its product zinc finger/BTB domain protein. Gene Ontology annotation, cellular component: chloroplast envelope. The record is from RefSeq and is a predicted model, not a curated record. Lineage: Eukaryota; Viridiplantae; Streptophyta; Magnoliopsida; Ericales; Theaceae.